This is a messenger RNA of Penicillium pulvis, 1461 nucleotides long. RefSeq names its product putative flavin dependent monooxygenase. The transcript has 2 exons. NCBI's taxonomy places the organism in Eukaryota, Fungi, Ascomycota, Eurotiomycetes, Eurotiales, Aspergillaceae. Gene Ontology annotation, molecular function: NADP binding; flavin adenine dinucleotide binding; N,N-dimethylaniline monooxygenase activity. The record is from RefSeq and is a predicted model, not a curated record. Bases 1 to 1461 code for a protein of 486 amino acids.
AUGACAUUCCGACAUCCCGUUCGGCGAGUGGCUAUCAUAGGGGCAGGGCCCUCUGGACUUGCUGCCGUGAAAUAUCUUCGGGCCGAGAAGUACUUUGAACGAAUUGAUUUGUUUGAGCAGAGAAGCUCCGUUGGUGGUGUCUGGAAUUAUACUCCCAGCUCUUCCAAAAUUGGUGGUUCUACAAGUGUGCCCCAUCUGAAUCCGCACGAACCCGUUGAGAAGCCGAUAUGGAUCAAUCACUCUGAGGGGGCGAGCGAACCCAUCUUUGUGUCGCCAGUAUAUGAAAAACUAGAGACCAAUAUCCCAAAGGAAUUGAUGCGAUAUUCGGAUCAGUCUUUCCCCGAAGAUGUCCAGCUCUUCCCUGAGCACCGCACUGUGAAGCAAUAUCUGGAAGAAUAUGCAAAGGAUACAAAGAGCCACAUACAAUUCGAGACACAAGUCAAGGAUGUGAAGCUUGAGAAUCCAAAACUGAGUACUUGGGCCUUGACUACAACCAAUCUUCAAACUGGCAUAGAAGCUACGUCCACCUACGACGCUGUGGUUGUGGCAAGCGGCCACUUCAGUGUUCCAUACCUUCCAAAUAUUCAAGGCAUAGAAUUGUGGGAUAGAGCAUAUCCCGGUGCUAUUUCUCAUUCCAAGCUCUAUGACUCACCCGAAUCGUUUCGAGAAAGGAAGGUGGUGGUAGUUGGAAAUUCUGCUUCAGGGCUCGAUAUUGGAGCCCAGAUCAAUGAAGUCAGCAAGGGCAAGGUAAUUUUUUCCCAGAGGUCCGAGUCGUAUCUGGCUGCAUCAUCUCCUUCGGAUAAAAUAAUUCGUCCGGAGAUUGUCGAACUCUUGGCUCCUACGGAACAUGACCGGGGCAUUCGUUUUGCUGAUGGUCAUAUUGAGACGCAAAUCGAUGCUGUCGUCUUUUGCACUGGAUAUUUCUACUCUUUUCCGUUCUUGUCAUCUCUUGAGCCGCCUCCUAUAACAAAUGGAUGGCGCACGAGGAAUGUUUACCAGCAUCUGUUCUAUAUCGACCACCCUACUCUUGUCUUUCCUGUUCUUUCACAGCGAGUGAUCCCCUUUGUCAUAGCAGAGAACCAGGCAUCUUUGUUCUCUCGCGUAUGGUCAGGAAGGCUUCUCCUUCCAGAAAAGAGAGAUAUGAAAGAAUCUGAGGACUCCGAAGUCGCACAGAAAGGAGAUGGGAAGACCUUUCACGUCAUGUCCUUCCCCGCGGACGCGGACUACCUGAAUCUACUCUAUGAUUGGGCAGCUAGUGCCAAAUCGCGUCCCGGGCUGGAGGACGACGGAAAAGGAAAAUUGGGAACAUACUGGGGAGACCGACAACGGUGGAUACGGGCAUUAUUUCCUGAGAUUCGACGAGCCUUUGUUCAGAAAGGAGAGCAGCGCAGUAAUAUAAAGACUCUCGAGGCGCUUGGAUUUGACUUUGAGACCUUGAAACGGGAUCAGAGGCAAAACUGA